AUGUCAGAGCUCCCGGAGGUAGUCCUUGGUUCCAGGGCAGAUUCGACUACUCUCACCUACCUCAACAGUUUUAAGCGAUGGCGUGCUUGGGCCAACAGAUUUCCCGAGGUCGCAGUGCUGCCUGCUACUCCGGCUUACGUUUCUUCAUACCUGCUCAGUGUUCUCCAGGCUUCUAGUUCUCCUGCGCCGGUCCAGAACGCCCUCUAUAGCAUCCGCUGGGCUCAUGAUUUUGCUGGUUUCGACUCUCCUACCAAUCAUACACUUCUCCAGAAGGUCGUGGAGUCCGCUAAGAGAAGGCUAUUACACCUUACUUCCAAAAAGCUCCCCAUUACACCCGAAAUUUUACUAACGUUUUUUCAGAGUCUCGAUGGAUCUUUGGUGGACACGAGAUUCAUCGCCAUGGCGUUACUGGCCUUUGCGGGGUUCUUAAGAUUUGACGAAUUGGCUAAUCCGAAACUUAAAGAUUUAGCUCUGCAUGACACUCGUUUUGAGCUUUUAUUGAAAGUAGUAAAACUGAUCAAUUUCACGAGGGCGCUAUUGUCCCUAUUGUCAAGUCUGGCACGGAUUGUUUUCCCCUGGGGUAAUUUAGAGAAGUACUUAUCGUAAGCCAAACUCACUUUACCGACAUCUUCCCAAGGUGGAGACGACUACUUGUUCGGAAAUAUUCAACCAAGUCUGGCUCUUACAAGACAUUUGGAGCCUGGGCGGAUGGACUACAAGAUGUAGAGAAGUUUUAUUGAAGAAGACUACAGACGUGGGCUUAGAUCUUAAGUCUUUCUCUUGGCACAGCUUCAGAAGUGGCGGUGCAUCUGCCGCCGCUAAUGGUGGUAUCUCCGAUAGAAUGUUUAAGCGCCAUGGUAGAUGGCGUUCGGAAAACGCUAGGAUGGUUACUUUGCAGACUCGAUAG
Messenger RNA from Porites lobata, 907 nucleotides. NCBI's taxonomy places the organism in Eukaryota, Metazoa, Cnidaria, Anthozoa, Scleractinia, Poritidae. The record is from the annotation of a GenBank genome assembly.